Molecule: messenger RNA, 801 nt
Organism: Cryptococcus amylolentus CBS 6039
Lineage: Eukaryota; Fungi; Basidiomycota; Tremellomycetes; Tremellales; Cryptococcaceae
Exons: 4
Coding region: 1-801 (266 amino acids)
Source: RefSeq, a predicted model, not a curated record
AUGUCCAACGACAACCCUGAAUCCUCCGCCCAAGCGCUCGAGCGAUAUAUCCUCGCCCAGCUCGAAGGUCUAUCCCUCUCUGCCCCUCAAGAUGACAUCGAGAUGAUGGCCCGGUUCGUGGAAGAAGAAGGUCUGGAGCGGGAGGAGAAGGCUGAAGGUGUUAGGGGGAUGUUGGAAGGUGUUGUUGAUGGUGGCGAGCUGCCGGAAGAAGGAGUCGACGAGAUGCUCGACCGGGUCAUUGAUGAGCAGACUCGGUUGCAUGAGCUGGAUCUGGAGCGAGAGAGGGAAGAGGCUGAAACUAACCGCUCCCCCUCUCCCGAAAAAUUCGACGCCUCCAACAUCCUCUCCACCCUCACCCCCGAAGAACUCGCCGCCGCCCGCCGCCAGGCCCUCCUCCGCCAAUACGCCUACGUCGACGGCGAAGAAGGUCCCUCCGAAUACCCCCUCCCCGGCGCUCCCGACGCCGAAGGCCGUGGGGGCGCGCCGCCCAAGGGCGAGAAGGCGCGCGAGCUCGAAGCGAAACGACAGGCAGCAGAGAGGCAGAGGAUGAUCCAAGAAGCUUUGUAUAGAGAUGGGAGGAAGAAGAAGCAUAGGAAGAAUGAGGAGGUGGAUCUGUUGGCGCCGAAUCUGAAUAAGGAGAAGGCGCUUUAUGUUAUGGCGGCGCAGAGGGAGCAGCAGAAGAAGGCGAGUCAGGAUAGGAAGGAGAGGGAUAAGGCGGCGCUGGAUAAGCAGAGGGCGGAUCAGGCAAAGGCAAAGGCGGACAAGCAGAAGAAGGCCGCCAAGCAGGAGAGAAGGGCGUAG